Meloidogyne enterolobii is the source of this 849-nucleotide messenger RNA. NCBI's taxonomy places the organism in Eukaryota, Metazoa, Nematoda, Chromadorea, Rhabditida, Meloidogynidae. The record is from the annotation of a GenBank genome assembly.
AUGGAUGCGUCUUUUGAUCAAUUUGGAGGUUAUGGAUGGGGAGAACAAUCUGGAGGAGGUGGAGGAGGACAAGAUUUUAACAUUCCUACACCAUUUCAAAAAAGCCACAUAACUGAUAAAAUUCCAAUCCCAGCAAUUGUUGAAGAUUUGUUGACAAUGUCUAAUGAUGAGGAAAAGUAUGUAAUUGGUGGAUACUCGUUCAAUACGGUCAAAAUUAUGGGCAGGAUUGUGAGUGUGUUUACCGAUUCAAAUCAAUGUACUACCUACGAAAUUUGUGAUGGAAUGGCUGAUGAUCCACGCGUAGCUAAACGAUUUACUGUUAUUCGUUAUGGAGGAACUGAUUUGCAACCAAAUAUGGAGCAAGUCUUUUCUGAGGGCCAGACAGUUCAGGCGGUUGGAAAACUUCGACUGUUUAAUAACCGCCUCAGUCUUGUCAGUUUUCACAUUCGGGAUGUUUCAAUGGAGGAAGUUGAAAUUUAUAAAAUGGAGUGUAAACUUGCCAAGUAUUACUUUUCUAAGAAUUUACCUGAAAAUUCCCACGGAUUAGACGACACAAUUUUCCGCAAUGCACAAACUUUGCCUCGUCCAGGAAUAUCUUCUCAAGCAACAGCAACAACUCCAAGUCGUUCAACUACAACUAUGUCAAGUUCAAUCACUCCAAGCCGUCAACAACAACCAUCAAAACAAUAUGCUAAUUUGUCACAACAACAAGCAAAGAUAAUGGAUUUUAUUAAACGAUUUGGAGAUGCAAAUAAAGGUUUGUGGGGAAAAAUAUUUUUUUGGUUUUUUAGUUAUAACGGUUCCUUAUUUUUAAAUCGUUUCCUUUCCUUCUAUUCGGGUGGGGGCUAA